This is a messenger RNA of Thecamonas trahens ATCC 50062, 1494 nucleotides long. Its product is annotated as atypical/RIO/RIO2 protein kinase. The coding region runs from base 26 to 1357 and encodes 443 amino acids. Gene Ontology annotation, cellular component: cytosol; nucleus; preribosome, small subunit precursor. Gene Ontology annotation, molecular function: protein serine/threonine kinase activity; ATP binding. Gene Ontology annotation, biological process: protein phosphorylation; maturation of SSU-rRNA. Lineage: Eukaryota; Apusomonadida; Apusomonadidae. The record is from RefSeq and is a predicted model, not a curated record. The transcript has 2 exons.
CCACUUCGGCUCACGACGGCCCAACAUGAAGCUCGACGUGACUGCGAUGCGGUACAUCACGAAAAAGGAGUUCCGAGUCCUGACAGCGGUAGAGAUGGGCAUGAAGAACCACCAGUAUGUUCCGACUGAGCUCAUCUCGUCUAUUUCGGGGCUCAAGCACGGCGGCGUGUACAAGCUGCUCGGGACGCUCGCCAAGCACAAGCUCGUUCAUCACGAGCAGCGUGGAUAUGAUGGAUAUAAGAUCACCUUUCUCGGCUACGACUUUCUGGCAUUGCGGGCGCUGCUCAAGGCCGGGGAGGUGGCCUCGGUCGGGCAUCAGGUCGGAGUCGGUAAGGAGUCGGACAUCUUCCUCUGUGCCAACGAGGCCGGCGAGCAGAUGGUGCUCAAGCUGCAUCGGCUGGGGCGGACCUCGUUUCGGACCAUCAAGAACAACCGUGACUAUCACGGCAACCGGAGCCACGCCUCGUGGCUCUACCUCUCGCGGCUGAGCGCCAAGCGCGAGUUUGACUACAUGUCUGCGCUGCACACUGCCGGCUUUCCGGUCCCGGACCCCAUCGCGAACAACCGGCACUGCGUCGUCAUGUCGCUCAUCGAGGGCUCACCGCUCUCGCAGGUCCGAGUUGUUGACGAGCCAGCACUGCUCUACGAGCGUCUGCUAGCCAUGGUUGUCAAGUUUGCUGAGCACGGAGUCAUCCAUGGCGACUUCAACGAGUUCAACAUUAUGAUCACCGCCGACGAGUCUGACAUUGUUGUCAUCGACUUUCCGCAGAUCGUCUCCACCAACCACCCGGAUGCUGAGAUGUACUUUGACCGCGACGUCCACGGCGUCGUCCGCUUCCUCCGCUCCAAGCUCAAGUACGAGGCCGACGUGCCUCCGCCGGACCUCGCCGACAUUGUCCGCGUCUCCGACCUCGACGUUGCUAUCCAGGCCUCGGGCUACAACCACGAGGCGUCCGAGCUGGACCAGCACCACGAGGCCCACGGCGGUGCUGCCGCCAGCGCCGUCAACGGCGCAAGCAGCGGAAACGAGAGCGACGCCGCCGAGCCAACAACUGGCUCUGGUGAGGGUCAAGGCGAGAGCGAGUACGGCAACAGCGACGGCGAUGUCGAUGGCGACAAUCGAAGCUCCGAGGUCGCACCAGAGGUCGAUGCCGAGGCUGCCGAGGGUGCGGAGCAGUCCGGCACCCGUCGUCGCCGCCGCCGCCGGAAGAAAGAGUACGAUCCCAAGAAGGACACUUCCGCUGUCCGCUCGCGGCUCAAGCGCCAGCAGCGCCAGAAGGCGCGGUUCAAGCGCCGCAACCGCGUCAAGAACCGGUCGGCCAUCGAGGAUCGGCGUGCUGCCAAGGAGCGCUGGUAGAUGCCGGUGCGUUGACAUCGCUGCAUGCGGUGGUGAACUGGCCUGGGCCGCAGCGCCGCGGGAUCAAGGACGCCGGGCUCAGCAGUGUCUUCAAUGCAGUGGGCGAGGCGAACGGUAGGUUAAAGGUAACAUCACGA